Messenger RNA from Fonsecaea erecta, 468 nucleotides. RefSeq lists its product as hypothetical. The record is from RefSeq and is a predicted model, not a curated record. NCBI's taxonomy places the organism in Eukaryota, Fungi, Ascomycota, Eurotiomycetes, Chaetothyriales, Herpotrichiellaceae. Gene Ontology annotation, cellular component: fungal-type vacuole. The transcript has a single exon. The coding region runs from base 1 to 468 and encodes 155 amino acids.
AUGGUCACAAACAGCGCGCUUCCCACCCUUCCUGGCGGGUUCAAUUACCCCCCUCCUACCGUUCCUCCCAAGGCCGGCGCCCCUUACCUGGCCAGUUCCAAACUGCCUGAAAACUUUGUCUUUAUCGUCGUCGGCGCGGCCCUGGGCUUUGUGGCCGUCCUCAUCAUCGGCUGGCGAAUUCUUAUGUCCUGGUCCAUAAACCGCAGCUUUAGACGCGACGCCAGCAGCGGUGGUGCCAGCGGCGCCGCUUACACACCACUCGCAGACAUUAAAAAGAACCCAGCAAUACAAUCCUCACAUGAUAUGGCAGACCUGAGCAAACUGCCACGAUCUUUCUCAAGUGUACCGUCGCUAUUUUUCUCACCUACGGCCGAAGUAGCGAAGCAGAGCCAGCGACCUACCAGCAGCCAGCACACACACCUACCAGCUGGGCAUUACCGCGAUGCCUCUGAUUCAUAUCGUCGUUGA